CGGCUUUGUUGUCCUCUCCCCCAGUUUCUCCUCCACCCCCUCCAAUUGACCGCUUCUGGGCCCUCAUCCCGAUCGCCCGUCUUUCCACCUCUUCGAACCGCUCUUUUUCCCUCUCGUCUUCUCUCACCACCGCUCUUUGGGUUGUCACCCCCGCUCCUCCCCCGCCUCCCGCCACCAUGGAUGGAAUCAAGAACGCUUUUGCCAGAGCUAAGCAGGAGAAGCGUGCUGCUCUGGUGGCCUACUUCACCGCUGGAUACCCUACCGUCGAGGAGACGGUAGAUGUCCUGCUGGGUUUGGAAAAUGGAGGUGCCGACAUUAUCGAGAUGGGAAUGCCCUUCACCGACCCCAUCGCUGACGGCCCGACCAUCCAGAAGGCAAACACCCAGGCUUUGGCUAAUGGCGUUACGAUCCCGAUUGUGCUGGACAUGGUCCGUGCCGCCAGAAGCAAGGGUCUCCGCGCCCCUGUCCUGCUGAUGGGCUACUACAACCCCCUCAUGCAGUACGGUGAGGAGCUCAUGCUCCAGCAUUGCAAGGAGGCCGGCGUUAAUGGCUUCAUCAUGGUCGAUCUGCCCCCGGAGGAGGCCGUCCGCUUCAGAGACCUUUGCACCAGCAACGGUCUCUCCUACGUCCCCCUCAUCGCUCCCGCCACUUCCGAGUCCCGCAUGAAGCUCCUCUGCAAGAUCGCCGAUUCCUUCAUCUAUGUCGUCUCCCGCAUGGGUGUUACCGGUGCCACCGGUGCCCUCAGCGCGAACCUGCCCGACCUCCUGUCUCGCGUCCACACCUGGUCUGGCAACGUCCCGACCGCGCUCGGAUUCGGUGUCAGCACUCGCGAGCACUUCCUGUCUGUUCAGAACAUCUCCGAGGGUGUCGUGAUCGGUAGUCAGAUCAUCACCGUCUUGGGUGACGCCCCUGCCGGCCAGGCGGCUGCCAAGGCCCAGGAAUACCUGUCCAGCGUUACUGGCCGUAGAAUUGAGAGAGACGCCCAGGGCACCGUCACUGGUUCCGUCUACGUGCUCGAGCCCGUCCUAAAGGAGGCCGCCCCCGCCGUGUCACAGCCCACUGAUGUCAUCACCAACGAUGACACCCCCGCCGGCCCUGGCCUGGUUGACCAGAUCGAUGCCCUGAACGGAUCUGGCGACCUGGCCGCCAUCCCGUCUCGCUUCGGUGAGUUUGGUGGUCAGUAUGUCCCCGAGUCUCUCAUGGACUGCUUGGCCGAGCUGGAGCGUGGUUUCGAGGAGGCCCGCAACGACCCCAAGUUCUGGGAGGAGUACCGCUCCUACUACCCGUACAUGGGACGUCCCAGUAGCCUCCACCUCGCCCAGCGUCUCACAGAGCACGUCGGUGGUGCCAACAUCUGGCUGAAGCGUGAGGAUCUCAACCACACCGGUAGCCACAAGAUCAACAACGCCCUGGGUCAAAUCCUUCUCGCCCGCAGACUGGGCAAGACCAGGAUCAUUGCCGAGACUGGUGCCGGCCAGCACGGUGUCGCCACUGCCACUGUCUGUGCCAAGUUCGGCAUGGAGUGUGUCGUCUACAUGGGUGCCGAGGAUGUCCGUCGUCAGGCCCUCAACGUCUUCCGUAUGAAGCUGCUCGGUGCCUCCGUUGUCGCCGUUGACGCCGGUAGCCGCACCCUGCGUGAUGCCGUCAACGAGGCCCUCCGCGCCUGGGUUGUCCACCUCGACACCACCCACUACAUCAUCGGGUCCGCCAUCGGCCCUCACCCCUUCCCGACCAUCGUGCGUACCUUCCAGUCCGUCAUUGGCGACGAGACCAAGCAGCAGAUGCAGCAGCUCAUCGGCAAGCUGCCCGACGCUGUCGUCGCCUGUGUCGGCGGAGGCAGUAACGCCGUCGGCAUGUUCUACCCCUUCUCGAACGACCCCAGCGUCAAGCUUCUGGGUGUGGAAGCCGGCGGUGACGGUGUCGACACGGAGCGCCACUCCGCCACCCUCUCCGGCGGCAGCAAGGGUGUGUUCCACGGUGUCCGCACGUACGUCCUGCAGGACAAGCACGGCCAGAUCACCGAGACGCACUCCAUCUCCGCCGGUCUGGACUACCCCGGAGUGGGUCCGGAGCUGAGCAACUGGAAGGACAGCGAGCGCGCUCGCUUCGUCGCUGCCACCGACGCCGAGGCGCUGACCGGAUUCCGCACCCUUUCCCAGACGGAGGGUAUCAUCCCCGCGCUGGAGUCCUCGCACGCCGUCUUCGGGGCCAUGGAGCUCGCUAAGGCUAUGGGCAAGGGCGACAUCGUCCUCAACCUGAGCGGAAGAGGUGACAAGGAUGUCCAGAGCGUCGCGGACGAGCUGCCCCGCCUGGGACCCAAGAUCGGCUGGGACCUGCGGUUCUAAGGGCUGGGUCGCGCUGUUUGUUAUAUACCUCGUGCGUGUUUGUUAGUUAAAUCCACCUAGAUUUCGGCUCUGCAUUCUGCAUUGACUGUGUCUGGUCUUGGAUGGAGGACUGGAUAUAGUCACAUUAUCUGCUAUCUGCUGUCUGCUGCUGUUUCGGUCCAUGAGCGAGGGAAGGAAAAGUUGGUUCUGUUGGGAUUCGGUUGGGGUUAGUUAGAGCACAUAUACCUAUACAAUGGGGAUUUCUUUUGAUCAAAGGACUGU
Messenger RNA from Aspergillus heteromorphus CBS 117.55, 2606 nucleotides. RefSeq names its product tryptophan synthase TRP5 (gene trpB). Gene Ontology annotation, biological process: L-tryptophan biosynthetic process. Bases 177 to 2345 code for a protein of 722 amino acids. The transcript has 3 exons. Gene Ontology annotation, molecular function: tryptophan synthase activity. The record is from RefSeq and is a predicted model, not a curated record. Gene Ontology annotation, cellular component: cytoplasm. Lineage: Eukaryota; Fungi; Ascomycota; Eurotiomycetes; Eurotiales; Aspergillaceae.